This is a messenger RNA of Ctenopharyngodon idella (grass carp), 5328 nucleotides long. RefSeq names its product cell adhesion molecule L1-like b (gene chl1b). The record is from RefSeq and is a predicted model, not a curated record. NCBI's taxonomy places the organism in Eukaryota, Metazoa, Chordata, Actinopteri, Cypriniformes, Xenocyprididae. Gene Ontology annotation, molecular function: cell-cell adhesion mediator activity. Gene Ontology annotation, biological process: brain development; cell-cell adhesion; axon guidance. The coding region runs from base 363 to 4241 and encodes 1292 amino acids. Gene Ontology annotation, cellular component: plasma membrane; axon. The transcript has 31 exons.
GUGGGAGUGAUUGUCACUCGUUUAAUGAGCUUCUUUGCCAGACGAGAGGCUUUGGCAACAUAUGUCCCCCCAGUGCCUCUCUCGCGCCGCACCGCUCAAUGCGCUAGUGGUGGGGCUCUCUCCCGCGUCAGCUGUGGUAGACGUUUCUCUGGAUUUCCUCGGCACUCUCUGUUUUUCACGCCUGUGGGAUUAGACUGAGCAGAAGAGGAAGGGUUUGACUGUCUUUCUGAGGACGAGCGGACAAGAAUGAAACAGAUUCCUGUAGCAAGACCCCAGCCUGUGUUGGAGUGAGAUGCACUGACUCCUGGCAAACUGCAGCAUUCCCAGUCGUCCUCUGCUCACCUCUGAGGCUGUGGCCAGUCAUGCGGUUAUUACGGAAAAUCCUCCUCCUUUUGGGCGUUUGCCUUAAUAUGAGCUGCAGGUAUCAAACUAAUGCCCUGGAUAUUCCACUUGAUGUUUUAGCACGCAUGAACAUGGAGCAGCUUCCCACAAUUACAGAGCAGUCACCUGCUUCUCUGGUUGCCUUCCCUUUCGAAGAAAGCUUCCCUGUGAAGUGUGAGGCCACAGGAAACCCUGGACCAAAAUUCAGGUGGACAAAGAAUGGACAAGACUUUGAUCCGGAUCAGGACCCCAGACUGAUAAUAUUAGAUGAUUCCGGAACAUUCAUAAUUCCCAAUAAUGGGAAUCUCACAGAAUUCCAGGGCAAUUAUCAAUGCUUUGCGACCAACAAGUUAGGAACAGCCAUGUCGAAAGAGAUUGAAUUCAUUGUUCCCAAUGUUCCGAAGUUCCCUAAAGAGAUCAUUGAUCCGAUUGAGGUUAUGGAAGGUCAGUCAGUCAUUCUGGAGUGCAACCCACCUAAAGGAAUCCCCCCACUGCAAAUCUACUGGAUGACAAUUGGUCUAAAGCACAUUGAGCAGGAUGAAAGAGUAUCAGUGGGUCUGAAUGGGAACCUGUACUUCUCAAAUGCCAUUGAGACUGACAGCCGCAGAGACUACUGCUGCUUCGCUGCCUUCCCGCGCAUACGAACCAUCGUUCAGAAAACUGCCAUGUCUGUCGUGGUCAAAAGCAACAAGUUAAUGAAGGACUCAGGCUCUGGUAGCGGCAGAGGUUAUGCAAAUUCUCUCUUGGAGAGGAAGCCCCGUCUACUGACGCCCACAGGAAUGGAGUCACAUACAUAUCUGAUGAAAGGCGAAGAUCUUCAGUUGGAGUGUAUUGCAGAGGGAUUUCCCACACCAAAGGUGGAGUGGGCUAAAAUAGGCCACAAGCUUCCCGAAAAGGCCUUGGUGGAGAGUCAUGGGAAGUUGCUCACCAUAGAGAUGGUGAAUGAGGAGGACGAAGGGAAAUAUAUGUGCAAAGCCAAAAAUCCCCAUGGAGAGGUUGUGCAUUCUUUUCACGUUACAGUAGAAGAGCCUCCUGAGUUUGAGAUUGAACCUCAAAGCCAAUUGGGGACGAUUGGAUCUGAUGUGGUGAUCAAGUGUGUCGUGAAAGGAAAUCCUCAACCUAGUGUUGCAUGGAGAGUCAACGGCCGACCAUUGAAUGAGGUCCCAGCAUCCAACAGGAAAAUCUUGAAAGAUGGCACCAUUUCCAUCCACAACGCAAACCCCGAAAACAGUGCUGUUUACCAGUGUGAGGCCAAAAACAGACACGGCACCAUUCUAGCCAAUGCCAACAUCAUGAUUAUGAACAUCCAGCCCCUGAUCUUAACAGAAAAUAAUCUGCAAUAUAUGGCAGUGGAGGGGAAAGGUGUGGUCAUGCACUGUAAGGUCUUCAGCUCGCCAGUCGCCAGUAUUACGUGGAGUAAAGCUGACAGUGCCAAUACAGUGGAAGGAGAAAGGUUUUCUGUUCAUAAGAAUGGUUCACUGGAGAUCCACAACGUGAUGAAAGAGGACAUGGGGGAGUAUUCUUGUUUUGCUCAAAAUACCGAGGGCAAAGUUGCCAUUGCUGCGACACUUGAAGUCAAAGAUCCCACCAGAAUAGUCAACCCUCCACGCGAUUUGCGGGUUUCAGUUGGAACCACUAUCCAGUUUUCAUGCCAGGCAGAGUUCGAUCCUUCCUUCGGCGAUGACUUUGAGAUCCUCUGGGAAAAAGAUGGCAUGACCCUCAACGGCAGCGACAAUGCACGAUAUAUCCUGGACGAUAGAGUGCUUGAGAUCAUUAAUGUGAGCUUUGGAGACCAGGGCUUCUACGUCUGUGUGGCCAGAACACCGGUCGACCAAGACAUGGCGGUUGCACAGCUUUCAGUUGUGGAUGUUCCUGAUCCACCAGAGGAUGUGAUCCUGUCUGAACAUAAUGGCAGAAGUGUGAAAGUGCAGUGGAUUCCAGGAGAUGACCAUAACAGCUCCAUUACUGAGUUUGUUAUAGAGUUCGAGGAAAGCCAACAUGAGCCGGGCAGAUGGAGAGAGAUGACGAAAGUACCGGGAAACCAUCACUCCGUUUUGCUGAAGCUUCACGGACAUGCGGACUACCGCUUUAGAGUCUCUGCCAUCAAUGAGGUCGGAAAAGGUUUGCCAAGCCAGGCCACUGAAAGAUACAAAACUCCAGCAUCAGCACCCGACAAGAACCCAGAAAAUAUCAAGAUCGAAGGUCAUUUGCCACAUGAAAUGGAUAUCAACUGGGAGCCAUUGUCACCUAUUGAACACAACGGGCCUGGUCUGGAGUACAAAGUAAGCUACAGAAGACAAGGCACCGGAGAGGACUGGGUGGAGCACAUGGUGAAGAGGCACUUGUUUGUGGUUAAAAACACCCCGACGUUCGUCCUUUACGAGAUCAAAAUUCAGGCCAGGAACCACGCGGGCUGGGGUCCGGACCCCAAAAUAAUAACGGGAUACUCAGGAGAGGAUUUCCCCUCAGCAGCUCCAGAGGAUGUAGCCGUAGAAGUGAACAACACCAUGGUGAAGGUCAGAUGGGAGCAUGUUCACAAGGACAAACUCAAUGGACAUCUGGGGGGCUACAGGGUAAGCUUGUGGAGGCUUCGUAGUCUGUUGGAUUCAAAGAAGACACACGGUGACAAACACACAUCGACAUUCUCAGGCGAGAGGAACCAUGCGGUAAUCACCGGGCUUAGGCCUUUCUCAGAAUACAGCCUCAUUGUCAUGGCCUUUAACAGUAGAGGAAAUGGGCCUGGAAGUCAUCCGGUCAGCUUCAAAACCCCUGAAGGAGUACCUGGUCAAGCAGCUGCUUUCAGUGUUUCAAACAUCCAGAAACACAAGGUCACCUUGACCUGGUCUCCUCCAGUUGACGCAAAUGGAGUCCUAAUUGGCUACAUCCUCCAAUAUCAGCUAAUAAAUGACACAGAGGAACUAGGUCCUCUGAUGACCGUCAACAUCUCUACUGACAGCAAUAAGCUGCACCUCCCGAACCUGGAAGCACUGAGCAAAUACAAGUUUUACCUACGGUGUUGCACGCAGGUGGGCUGCGGACCAGCUGCCAGCGAGGAGCGCACCACUGUCCCUGAAGCAACUUCAACAGAUGUGGCCUCUUUCAACAUCAGAAAAUCCGGCUCACGAUUUCCUUCAAGAAAAACCACUGUUUCCCCUGUGGCUAAUGCUACUCUUUCUUCUAUAGCUGUUUUGAAUAUUAGCACCUCAGUUAGUCACAACUUUGCAAAUAUCAGCUGGAUUCCAGGCACAGAGCAGACGGAGUCAGAAUUAUAUGUUGCCUUUAUGAACAACCGUGAGGGUAACUGGAAGAUAUCCGAUGCACUAAACUCUUCUAAGACUUUCCACAUCAUUGAAGGGCUCGAACCUGGGACUGAAUACACAGUGCGUCUUAUGACUAAAAGCUGGGUUGAUAAUUCUAGUAUUUUUGAAGACGUUAUCAGGACCAGGGUCAAAGGUCUGGCCAGUAUUCAUGGAGGCAUCUCCAACCAGGGAUGGUUCAUCGGGCUCAUGUGUGCCAUAGCUCUGCUCACUCUCACGGUGCUCAUAGCCUGCUUUGUGAACCGAAAUAAAGGAGGAAAGUACUCAGUGAAAGAGAAGGAAGACCUGCACCCUGACUUGGAGUCCCAGGGCAUAAAUGAUGAUACCUUCUGUGAAUACAGCGAUAAUGAUGAGAAACCACUGAAAAGCUGCCAGCAUUCGUCGAAUGGCGACUUAAAAGGAGGAGACUGCGGAGACAGCAUGGUGGACUACGGCGACGAGGACACUCACUUCAACGAGGACGGCUCUUUUAUCGGAGAAUACUCUGGACGCAAGGAGAGGGUCUCCAUGGAAAUCAAGGGAAACAAUCAGAGCACAGCGUAAUGGACCACGGACAAUUUAUUUGUUGGACAAGCUCUCACAAAAGGUCAGUCAAAAGGAAGAGGAAGGAAAAAAGCACGGCAUAACGGCACCCGAAGGACAUUUUUGCAAUUAAUGUGUUAUUGUCAAACUCUCAGUCAUACUUACAUCAUUUUACGAGGCUUAGUUUGUUUUGCGUGCUGUAACUGAUCAAUCAUGCCAGUUGUGUAUACUUUUGUGAGGUGUUUUUGUAUUAAAUCUUUGCAAAUCAUUGGUGACUUUGGAGCUGCCAGAGAGUUUGCUGUUUUUGUGAAUGCAAACUCUGUAAGAAGAUAAACACCGUUUUUGCUUUCUUUGUGUCAUCAUGUAGCCAAGCAAGUUUUAUGUCAGGGUAUGAACUUAUUAUUUUUAUUUCGAGGCAAAUAUUAUUGACAUUUUAUAUUUCAGAUACUGUAUACUGUGCAUUCAUUAAAUGUGGGUUAUUAUGUGUAUGAAGGAGUUGUUGCUUAAAUAAUCGUAAUUUGUGUUGAAAUCCAAAAAGCGUAAGGCAGCAUAAGGGUUAAUUCACAAUUAGUCUCACAUGCUUUGUUGAACAUUUUCGCAUUGAACUGAUUAUAAUUAACGGUUCGGGCUAUACUAACAACUGCAUAGCCACAUUCAGUACCACAUAAACCCUACAGUAAGUCUGCUGCUGUUAACCUGCUAGCCAUAUUUCAGUAUAUUAUCAUAUAGGCACAUACUCAAUGUUCAUACGUUUAAAAAAAAAAAAAAACGCCUCUUUUGCCUUAGAAUGACCUUGAUGUUCUGGUAAGUAUGAUGUAACAAAUUACAUUCUCAUGGAUUCCGUGACACAGGGUUGGAAUUCCAAAAUUCCGCAUUGGCAUUAAAUCCUAUGAAAUAGUUUUAUUCAUAAAUGGACAAUUCAGAAACACCAUAAUAUCUGCAGAAAACGCAAUUGUGUUCAUGUUUAUGUAUGUUUUUUGGAAUGGCUCCACAAUGAGUCAAACCCACAUUCUGUACAAUGUUUCUGUAAAUUCUGUUUGCAUGUUUAAGGAUGUUGAAUGAGGUUUGUGUGCAGAUUGGACAUUAAAUUGUAUCAUUUUUUUCUUCA